Messenger RNA from Oryza sativa Japonica Group (Japanese rice), 1548 nucleotides. Its product is annotated as myb family transcription factor EFM. NCBI's taxonomy places the organism in Eukaryota, Viridiplantae, Streptophyta, Magnoliopsida, Poales, Poaceae. The record is from RefSeq and is a predicted model, not a curated record. Gene Ontology annotation, biological process: regulation of DNA-templated transcription. Gene Ontology annotation, molecular function: DNA binding; DNA-binding transcription factor activity.
UUCUCCUUCACAUUUCUUCUAUAUAUACCCAGUCUCCUCCCCUCGCCUUCCUUCCCUUCCCAUCAAUCCGUCCACAAUCAAACCACUUCCAUCUCUCAAUUCUCAAGCACACACACAAUCCAACAAGCUUCUCGAAGAAUUCUCGAUCGAGGUGGAGUGGUGGUGUAUGCGCGAUGGGGCUGGAUGUGGGGGAAAUCGGCGUCGGCGCGGCGGACCUGAGCCUGGAUCUCAAGAUGUUCGCCGCCAAGAGCUUCGGCCGCGUCAGGGGCAAGGACACCACCACCACCGCCAUGGGUGACUGCAUCCGGAGGCUCGAGGAGGAGAUGGGCAAGAUCGAGGUCUUCCGCCGCGAGCUCCCCCUCUGCGUCCGCCUCCUCGCCGACGUGAUUGAUGUGAUGAAGGAGGAGGUGGAGAAGAAGGGUGGUGAUCGUAAGGAGGAUGAGGAGGACGCCGCCGGCGACAAGAGCAACUGGAUGAGCACCGCGCAGCUCUGGACUGGGAAUUCCGGCGGCCCAGACGCCGCCGCCGCUGAUCCAGAGAAGCAGGACAAGGUGAGGAUCUCGUCGGAGGCGAAGUCCAACGGCGGCGCGUUUGUGGGCUCUGGCGCGCCGGCUUUCGCGCGGCCGAAGCAGAGCUUGAUGAGGAAGGAGGACAUGGCGUACGACGUCAGGAUGCCGGAUCUGUCGCUGCUCUCGCCGCCUGCUUCCGCCGCCGCCGCCGACGAAAGCCGCCGUCAGGUCGUGGGCUUCUCCCAGGCCGCGGCGAGGGCUGCCGCCAUGGCGGCGUCUGGCCCCGCUCUCAGCCUCCAGCCCCAGCCUCAGCCGGCGGCGGCGCAGCAGCAGCAGCAGGCGAGGAAGACGAGGCGGUGCUGGUCGCCGGACCUCCACCGCAAGUUCGUCGCCGCCUUGCAGCAACUCGGUGGCCCUCAAGUUGCCACUCCAAAGCAAAUCAGGGAGCUGAUGAAGGUGGAUGGACUGACAAAUGACGAGGUCAAAAGCCAUCUUCAGAAGUACCGCCUGCACAACCGGCCGAGAGUGCCAAGCUCAACAAUUGUGAACCAACCGAUUGUGCUCAUGCAAGGGCUCUGUUACAUUCCUCAAGAGCAAAGCAGCUCCCAGUCUGGAUCCCCUGAGGGUCCUCUCCAUUUCUCAGGCUCAGGCAUGGCCGGUGGCGGCUCAUCGGCGGCGACGGUCAGCUGCGAGGAGGAGGAUGGCAGGUCUGAGAGCUAUGGCUGGAAAUGAUCCAAGAUGAUGUUGCAUCAGAAAUUUUCAUCACAGCUUUGGUGGGUUAGGUUAAUUGCGGCGCGGCGAUGAAAAAUAAUACCAGAUCUUCAGGGAGGAGUUUGAGAGGAGAGACUAGUGUAGGUGUUUGUAUACAGUGAGAUCGAGCCUUGAGUGCUUGAGAUGAAACUGAUGGUGAGUUGGUUGUUGUCAUGUAUAUCGAAAGAGAUGAUACUAGCUACAGUUUUGCGGCGAGUUUUGCCGGUUAAAGGAUUCGGGCAGAGCUACAGUUUUCGCCCUGAGAAUUUUACCCAUAUCGUGUUUCCAA